AUGGAUUGUGGUAAAGAUUUCUGGUAGGUUAUCAGAGUCUUGUUUCAUUAUUUGGUUUUGACAAUUCAUUGUUAUUGCUAUUAUUGUUUAUAUCCUGCCCUUCCUCCCAAGGAGCUCAGUGCAAAAAUCUGCAAUGAAACUGGUUUGGUGUUACAAGAACAAGUGGGCACAAGCCUUAGACCAACAAAUCCCCUUUGAAUGUUGAGAGGUGUCAGUCACCUGACGUUAUGGUGACAGUCCUGCCCACCUGUCAUAAGUUACUAUAUGGAGGGUGGUGGACUGAUGAGUCCAGCCCACUGGUUAGAUAUAGUUUUCCACUCCUGAGUAGGAUGGUAAAAAAUGCAAGGGGGGGAGGGAGGGAGAACUGCCAAAAAUGUCUUCUUUAAAAGUUGAAGCUAAUGCAUAAAAAAUUAGUAAAGUCAUCAUAAAUAGAAUCGUUUAAAGAAAAUAAGAGUAGCAGAAUAAAAUCUGAUUUACAGUAACAAGAUCACCAUAAAAUAAAAGCAUCUCCCUGGCCAUGCAAGGUGGAACCCUCAAGAAAUCUCAAAGGGUGAAGGCAGUAGCCUUUGAUUGUACAAGAAAUGGCUGAAGAACGUUUGGCUGUCUAAAUGCUUUCCCAUUCCAGGGAAGCAGAGACUUUUGUGUUACUGAGUGCUUAAUUUGGCCUGGGAGGAAGUCUGAGGUGGCAAGUAGAUUUGACCUUUCCUGCAACCUGAGAGAGAUGGCUGGGAAGCCAAACUGAACUGUUCUCUUGCCUAUAUUGCAAAAUGCUGGAAACUACUCUCUCUCGGCACCCACAGCUGCAACAGGAUAUAACUGUGAAUUGCACUGCAGGGUUAAUUUAUGCUAUUUUCUCAGUCACGCUGAUGUGGGAUAAAGGCAACGGAUGACAUUACAGGAUUCUAUGUGGAUAUGCAAGCUUUUGUGCUAUUGCUGCACAACUUGACAAAUGGUGGAUUCUGCUUGGAUUUUAAUUCUAAGUAGUGCUGUUAAUUGAAAAUCUAUGUAAAAAGUGAACAGUGGUACCACUAGAAUAAUAAGAACUACUGAAGCCGAGAGGUCUCCAAAUGAUGACAUUGACCUUAAUGCUGACCUGACAUUCUUCUGACACAGUUUUGCCCCUGUAAAUAAAACCUUUUUGUUUAAAGAAGAAGCUGCGCAUAAGCCCAAUCUUAUUUUAAAGCAUAUGAGUUACUGAAUUGAUGCCCUGUGUGUGACUUCAUUUUAUGUGCAGCCUAAUCUUGUGCGGAGUUACAUUGGCAUAAUCCCAUAUAAGGAUUAGGCAUGCUUAGCUCUAUAUAGAAUUGCAGGUCAGCUUCUGCCAGUCAUAGUUCUUUCUGGAUUAGCUUGACCCGUGGCUUCUCUGGGAAUUAAGGCUAUUCAAUAUAUCCAGAGCUGACAUCUUCCUACUGUGCUAUUAGUGUUGUGCUAUAAACUAAUUUUAAGAUGUAUUUUAAUUAAUUGAUUGCCUGUUUUUAUAUUCUUUGUAUACUGUGUUAGUUUUAUGAUGUUAGCCGCCCUGAGCCUGGUUCCGGCUGGAGAGGGUGGGGUACAAAUAAAAUUAUUAUUAUUACUACUACUACUACUAUGGCUUUUUACCUAUGCUGUUCUUAAUAUUUAAGGGGUGAUGAUUAUAAAUGUCAUGUGAAGUGCCUAAGUGAAGACCAGAAAUAUGGUGGCAAGGGUUAUGAAGCCAAAGCUCACAAAGGAGAUGUCAAACAGCAGGAAUGGAUUCAGGUAAAAACAAGUGCACACAUAAGCAGGGUAAUAUGACACUUAAUUUACAGGGAAAGCUGUGUACUGAUUGAUUGUCCCUUUUCCCUUUCAACCAAUGGUCUCUGAGGCAAUUUAUACCUCAGAUCAAAACAAUACAAGAAUACAUUUAAAAAUCAGACAAUAAGAAAACCCACUAACACUACAUAUGAUUAUCUAACUUCACCCAUCAAACAUUUGGGGAACAGGACACUUUGCAGCAGGCACACACUGAAUGCAAGAGUAGAUGCCAGCUUGUUGGUUUGGGAGGGCAUUUCAUAGUCAGAGGAAAGCCCUGUUUCUGCCCAUCUGACAGAAGAGGGCCUUGGCUGACAAACUCAGCUCAUGGGCUGGUGCAGUCCUUCAGAUACUAAAGUCACAGGCCAUUCAGAGCUUUUAACCAAAACCAGCACUUUGUUGGCUGCCAUGUUCUGAAGCAUUGGAAGUUUCUUAAUUGAUGGUUGCUAUUCCAGCAAGAAGCAAUACGUGUCAUACCAGCCCAAGGUGGCAAAAUGCAUUCUUAGUCACAUGUGUCCAUACGUGAGACUAUAUUGAAAACACCUUCCAACUACAGACUUGAGCCUUGACUAAAUACAACCCCAUUUUGAAAAAGUUGUGUGUUCCCUUGGGAGUCACCACCUUAAUCUUGCCCUGACUGAGCUUCACUUUAUUAGCCCUUGCGCAUCCCAUUCCUCACUUGAGCUGCUUGUGUUAAGAGUUUCCAGCCCCCCACCUAGAUUUGAUGAGAACGAUAAAUAAUGCUGAGUGUCAUCUGCAUACUUAAUAACCCUUCACUCCAAAUGUCCAAACUACUUCACCAAGUUGUUUUGUGUAGAUGUUAAAUAGUAUUGCAGUGUGUGUGUGUGGAAAUGGAAACUAGAUCCUUGCGGUACUUUGCAGCAUAAACAUCAUGAGAGAGUGUGAACUAAUACAGAGUUUUUAUCUUACUCCUACUUCAUGUGUUAUCUACCCAAAAUGUAGUUGUAAAAUGUCAAUGUAUUGAUUGUCAUAGGCAAGCUUUCAGGCUCCGUGUGGGCCAUUGUUUUUAUCUGCAGUGAACAUAAACACCCCAGAAGCAAUAACACAAUUCCCAAACCUCCAGACCCUGAUGCAGACAGGGGAAAUGGACAGAUUUAAACCUGCGAUGUGUAUAGCAUACAUUUGAUUUCAGUGCAUCAGACUUGUGAUUUAAGUAUGUUGUGUCUCAGAUGCUAUCAUUCCCACUUUCCUUUUGUAGAAGAUUCAUCAAGCGAUAAAGGAAACCAACAUUAACCCCAAAGUUCGAGAUAUUUUGGAGCAGAUGUAUACCUAUGACAACAUUCCAAGAAAAAAGGGCAAGUUUCAGGUAUGCUUAGAAGUAAACAGCUCAGACUGCAAUUCUGUACUUGCUUACUUGUGAGCAAGCCCCAGUGAUCUUGUUUCUGAAUAGGACUUGUUUCUGAAUAGACAAAUAUACUGUAGGAUUUUUUUUUAAAAAAUGAGGUUUCUUCAUGAGAAAGACAGACACGUUUCCAUGAAGAGUGCAUACAGAUGACAAUCACUUGGGUGGCUGUUUGCCUUAUCCAUCCAAGUGGCGCAAUAUAACUUAGCUGCUGCUGUACCGUAAAGAUCAGUAUGCCUGCCUGCCCACCUGCUAGAUGGUAAGGGAAUUUCUACAGGUCCCACAAGUUACACCUUCUGAAAUUUCCUGUUUUACACAGCCGUUAGCAAUGGUGGAACCCUGCCCUCUUUUGCAUAUGGGCACCCUAAUCUUAUCACGUAUUAUGCAGAUAAGUGGUAAAAUUGUAUUUAUAUUAUUUUUUUUAGCCUCAUGGGCUGCUUGCCCACAACUAAUAAUAUUUCUCACAAGGCAGAAUUGUGUGUUGUGUAUUGCGCUCUCAGUUCAUGCAGGGCAACCACGAUACGUGAUGCUCCUGGCCAGUAUGUCACAAGAAAACAACUAUUCUCUAGAACCAAGGUAGUCAACAUGGUGUCCUCCAGGAUGUUGUUGGACUCCCACUCCCAUCAUCCCUGACCAUUGGCCACUAUAGCUGGGGCUCUGGGGGGCCACCAUGUUGGCUACCCCUUCUCUAGAAAGCGUCACCAGAAUCCUCCAGGCUCAGGGGUUCUGCUGCAGGCAAGUUGAUUUGGCAAUUUACAACGCCCUUUGUUGGCAGAGUGGGGGUGGGCAUUUCUUGACAGCUCCUUUCCCUCAUAUUCCCGCUGUUGCUCUCACCGUCCAUUCUUGUUGCUGCAGCUGUGCAAUCACAAAAUGCAGUGAUAAACACCACGGUGCCUUGAAGUGAGUGGGAGCAGCACAUGCAUUCAAGGGCUGCAGUAGGAUGAUUCGCUGCUUUGAUCUGCAAUAGGCACAGGAAAGUGAUCAAAGAGGUUAAGUGAGGCAAAACGGUUCAGGGAGUGCAAAGCAAAGAAGUUUGCAAACAUGUACUUCAAAGCUAAUUGAAAGGCCGCCCUAAAUGCAGACAUUUUCCAAGAGAGGCGCUUAAUACAGUUGAAGCAUUAACACUGAAUUGCGAUAGCUACCAGCUUCAGGGGCUUCCUGUCAGGAAGUUGGUGCCUGUCCUUGGCUGCAUGAUCUCCGCUGCCUUUCCAUAGCCCUGUUCACACCUCAACCUGGGCAGCUAACACAUGGGAAGUGGAAUGGGGCUGCACCUCCUGGUUCUACCCCUUGGAAGCCAUGAACGAGUGUGCAUACCUGCCAAGGGGUGUGUCUCUGUGUUACCAACCUGUAACUCAUAGGCAGCUCUUUGCAGGUAGACACACACACAGCCUGGCAUUGCCCUCCGCUCCGUCUGCCAUGUGUGAGCCUCACAUACUGAAAUAAUGCAUGACUUGGGCUCAUGUCAACUGCGCUGGAACUACUUUGCCACUACCAGGUUGUGAUUCUAAUGUGACUUACAGUUCUACCUGUGACUGUUACUGAAUGCAGCAGAGGAUGUUUCGCAUCUAUAACUUGGCAUCUGCCUCUAAUUAGAUUCUGAAGAAAGGGGCAUGAUUGCUGGGUCCCAUUUGUCCAUGCCAUCCCAUCCUGUGGCCCUUCUGCCGAUCUGAAUACUGCAAAAGUGUCUUGCUAACUGAUCAGUGCAUAAAUAGAAAUUCUGCUGUUUUCUACCUAAACAGAACUGGAUGUCUAACAGUUUGAAAAUACAUAGCACUGCACUGCAGGACCAGGUGUGGGAAAUUUUUUCACAAGCUACCAGGAAGGUAAGCUAACUGGAAACUGUUUAAUGGAAGCAAUGUUUCAUAGUCAAAAGUCCACAAAUUGUGGCUGAACUUGUAGCCAGUCUUUCUUUUCUAUUAGCCAGCUAAGUCCAGUCGUGCCACAAUAACAGUGGGACUUUAGGAUUGCCUCCUAAAUGGAUUGCUAGUUGUACUCACUUGCUUAAUAAAUAAUUGCUUUUAAUAACCUUGUAGGCUUCCCUUUCCCCUCCAUGUGCAGAGUUCCCCUUUGCAAUAGAGAAAUGUGCUGCAUAUGCAUUUCUUAGUUUAAUGUCCACACAGAUGACAGUAAUGCUUGUCUUUAAGGGCUCGUGUGAACAGAAGUUAGGAACUUUAAACUUCUGGGAAAGUGUCUUCCCAAAAAGCUUCUGCAGCUUUCUGCUUUGCAGGAUAUAGACGAAGUAGCCUAAGAUAAAGCAAGAAAGAAUUGGUUAUUUGGGAUGAGGGUCCUGGGGGUGGGGGGAAUAGCCCAGAAGUAGAGGGAUGGAUUUUUCACCACCUCCCUCCACACAUUCAGAAAAGCCCAUUGCAAGUCCCACAUCCUAGAAACAUACUGAUUAUUUUUUGCUGGUGGUACUUGUGAGUGUACCUUCUCAUUGCACCAAAAAGCAAUUCUGUGUUUUGCUUAAAGCAGGGAGGGGGAACCAUUUUGGCUCCAUGGGUCAGAUCCUUAUCAGGGCCAGAUAUGACAAGUGGGCAGGAUUACUUCCUGGAGUAAACUGCUGAAGUCCCCCCUGCCCCAACUUUUUGACUAGGGGGUGUCAUCAUAGUGAUGUAUAAGCCCUCUGCAUCUUCCCAACAGGAGACAGCUGAAAACCAGUCUGCAGACAGUGAAGUUAUGCCAACGCCAUCAGAAGACAACCAAGUAAAAAUGGAGAAACCUGCAAAGAAAAAGAAUAAAAGGGAAGAAAAGGAAGAGAGGAAAAAUAUGAAAAAGGCAAAAGAAUUAAGGUUGCAAGUUCAGCCAGAGGGCCUAGAUCUCAAAAAAAGUAAAAAGUCUAAGAAAGAAGAGAGAGAAAAUGAGAAUGGAAAUAUUUCCAAAAGGAAUGGCUUGAAGUUGACAAAGCAGCAGCAAGCAGAUGUUUCAGCUGAACUGGAAAUGAAUGGAAACAGUGUCAAUACAAAAGAGGCAGGGACCAAAGCAAAUGUGAAGAAACGCAAGCGUAACGUCUCUGAAGGUAUCAGACUUGCAGUUCUUGCUUCUAGGUGUGAGGUGCAGUUUGGGGAAAAAAGACAGUUUGUAGUAUAUAGGAUGUACGGUAUAUAAAUCAGGAUAAAUUUCAGUGCUUGGAGCUGAAAUCGGGGUGAGAGUGACAGCCUGAGAGAGAUCCUGUUUUCUACCCAUCUCUGUCGUGAAUUCUCUGCGGCGCUUUAGCAGAAAUGCUCAGAGUUCCAGGUUCUUCAGUGCAGUAUAUUGUAAGCUAUAUAUACAAAUAUCUACAGGCUAUAACACACAAGCAGUUCAUACAGUCAAGCGGAGUACCUGGCUGCACCUUAAGGCAAAUAGGAAGACCUUUCUAUCUCUCUCUCUGACCACACUCCACUACACCACCCACUUACUGCUGGACAGGUUUCCCCUUUAAACCGAUGACAGCCAAUCAACUGACAGCACAUUACUGCUGAGUCUUUCUGACCCAGCACUUCCAUAGAAAGUAUUGCAGGCUCACUGCAUCAGCCAGUUGCAUCAGCUAGCAAACUCAAGCCUGCAGACUUACUAUCUCACACAGCAUUCUGUGAAUCCCGACAAUCUCAUCUGACAACGUCAAUCCUUUUCUGAUUUUUCCUUGUUGUAGAAGGUUUUUAUGAAAUGUCAGGCAGAGCAGAUUUUUUAUUUAACCACUAUUCCAAUUUUGGUGGGUUCUCUAAUGAUUCUGUUACUGGACUUCCUGACGCUUAUUUUGACUGUUUCUCUCCCUGUAAAUCCUACCCCAGAUGUUGACGAAUCUCCCAUUGCACAAAAAAGAAUGAACAAUUCAGAAACCGAAGAAAAGGAGGAUCAGCUUCAAGGUAACCUUCGCUUGGAUGCUUAGCAGUUUGCAACUAUGAGCUAGACGUGUUUGUUGAUGGCAACUGUGAUGUAGCAACUUAGUCAAUAUAAUUAUUAGAAUCAUUGUUAAAGUAUAAGGAAGAGUUGUAACAUUUAUAAGGACAUAGUUCCCUUGUCUUGAAAGUGGGUUAGUGAGUACUAGGCUUAGAUAACACAGGAUAUUUGUGUCCAAGGAGGACAGGGGCUUAUAAUUUCGUGGGUGGCAAUAGUAAUAAUAAUAAUUUUAUUAUGUGUCCCCCACCCAUCUGACUGGGUUGCCACAGCCACUCUGGGUGGCUUCCAACGUAUAUAAAAACAUAAUAAAAAAUUACACAUUAAAAAGCUUCCCUAUACAGGGCUGCCUUCAGAUGUUUUCUAAAGGUUAUAUAGUUGUUGAUGAUGAUGAUAAUUUAUUAUUUAUACCCCACCCAUCAGCUUGGGUUUCUCCAGCCACUCUGGGCGGCUUCCAACAAAAUAUUAAAAUACAGUAGUCCAUCAAACAUUAAAAGCUUCCCUAAACAGGGCUGCCUUUAGAUGUCUUCUAAAAGUCUGGUAGUUGUUGUUCUCUUUGACAUCUGAUGUGAGGGCAUUCCACAUGAUAGGUGCCACUACCAAGAAGGCCUUCUGCCUGGUUCCCUGUAACUUGACUUUUCGCAGUGAGGGAACCACCAGAAGGCCCUCAGAGCUGGAUAUCAGUGUCCGGACUGAAUGAUGGGGGUGGAGACGCUCCUUCAGGUGUACUGGGCCAAGGCUGUUUAGGGCAAAACGACAUACCAUUGGUUGGAUGGAUCCAAAGCAGGGAGAAUGAAUUUUUCCUGCCCUCUCAGUCUCACCACAGCCCUGUUAGAACAAGGCUGCCUCUGACUAGUUUUUGCCAUCUUCCAUCUCCCACUGUUACCACACCCAGGCCUUUCCUGAAGAUUCCCAACAUUGAGAAGGCUUGGUUGGGGGCAGGGGACGACAUUGGGGUCUGCAAGGGGGCGGGGAAUGUUCUGCUAGACAAGCAGAUGCUGGUACGUGCAAGCUCUGGAUCCAACCCUAUACGGCUAUUUAAUCUGUUAGGAAUAGCCAGACCAAGUCUCAAUUCAUUUUGUUUCCUUUCUUUUUAAAUCUUCUUUUCUUGGACAGAGGAAAUGCUCUCCAGCUUGCAGCCCACAUUUUGCCGAAAUGCCAGCAGGGGUUCGCCCAAGAAAAUCCACUGCCACAGUUUUCAAGUGUUAUAGAAUAUAGAGUUGGGCCCGGAGUUAACUAACCUGGUGUGCCAGUGGAAGCCUGUGCAAGGGCUACUCCCCACCCAUGAGCCCCCUGCACCUCCCCCAGAUCCAUCUGGAGGGUCAGACAAGCCCUAGAGCAGUGGGAGGAAAGGGGGCAGAAUCCCACCUGGCAAGCAAGAAUUCUUGCACUGACAGAGCAGUCAGAAGAGUCUGACGUCAAAUUCCUCCCUAAGCCUCUAAAUGUUUGUAGUAGAUCACAUCGGGUAGAAAAUGUAUGUAGGUUAUUAUAGUGAGUUUGGCUGUUUAUAUUUACAGAUGAGAUUUUUUAAAAUAACCACUGGAAAAAGUUGGUCAUUUCUCCAGGUGGAUGCAGCUGGCGGUUUUCUGGGUUGGAACCAGCCAGGUGUGUUUCCCCUCUGAGCUAGAGAGGCAUAGGGACUGGCUGCUGAUUUCAAAUACAAAAGUGUGGGCAAUGAGGCCUUAUUCAUGGUUGUUGUUUUUAAAAAAACUCCUUAUUGCUUGAGGAGUAAUACUUCCUUAUUGUUUGAUUUAUAACCCAUUCUCCCUUGUUCACAUGAUCCUGCACUGCUGUGCUUGGCAAUAUUUCAGUUUCCAAAAUCAUCUCAGCGCAGCAGGUUGCUUUAGCAAGCAGGGCACAACUGACCUGAGCAAGUAAACCUUUGAAAGUGGUGUUAGGUUUCCAUAGUGACCUGGCCAAAAUGCAUGGGGAUAAUUUAUUUUAUUCUCUCUUCCUUGUCUUUUUACAAAUUUUUACAGGUAAAUUCAGUUGGAAGGGAACUAUAAAAGCUGUUCUGAGGAAAGCACCUGACAAUGAACUGCCAAUGAAAAAACUAAGGAAGAAGGUAUAUUGGAGCAUCUUCUGACACCCAGAGUACAGGGCAGGGCAAAGUUCCCCUGCAUAAGCACCACUGGAAUAAAUAUUUGUAUACUGCCCUUCAUCCGUAGCUCUCAGGGCGAUUCACAGCAUUAUUCACAAUUAUUUCCUUAUUUCCAAAUUAUUUCAUAAUUUGCCUGUUUAAAAAAUAGAGAAAAAAAUUGUACUGUUCAGGGAACGGUUCCCUAACGUAGAAUCAAAGAGUUGGAAAGUACCCUUCAGGCUCAUCUGGUCCAACCCCCUGCAAUCCAGGGAUCAGAAGGCAAAAAUAACUUUGCACAUGCUCUAUCCAUUUGGCCCUUGAAGCCUUUUAAGGAAACACACACACACGUCUUGCUCUGGGGAGAAAGCACUCGGCAUAUGGUCAGGGGCACGCCACGCACAACGCAGGACCCUUACUGCCAAGCAAGAAAACGCCGCAAGGCUUGAGGGCAGGAAAGGAAAGGCCUGAUCCGAGAAGGGCCAACUCUGAGGCUUCUCUGAGGAAACGGAGCAGGCUCCAGAAUGGCUGCCCACCUCAUCGCCUCCCCUCAGGCUGCUGCCUAACUCCAGCGCCCGGCCUUGCCCGACUCACUGUAUUCAGUGAAGUUUUGUGUAGGAGAACGUACCUUGGAUUGUGCCCUAACUUUUUAGAAACCUGUGCUUCUGUGAGCACAACCAUUUGCUAAAUUCCAAUUUAAAUGAGCAGUUGCUAAACCGUAGUGCUGUCCCCUUUCUUCUCUGAUGAACUUCUGCUGUUCCACCAACAGCAUUUAGCACCUUUUGUCCAAAGGCCUUGUUUGCUGAUUGCAUUUAAAAUAUAUAUGUUCUGGGCAGGUGGGAUGGUCCUAAGCAUUCCACAACUCAGCAGCUAAGCCAAUGUUUAGGAAAGCUCCUGUACAGUCGUACCUCUGCUUAUGUAUCCCUCCAGUUACGUAAACUUCAGGAUACGUAAGUGGCAAACCCGGAAGUAUAUUUCCGGGGUUUUGCUGCACAUGCAGAAGCACUCUACCGUGCCGCACGUGUGCGCAGAAGCAGUCUCUCUGGUUGCGAAAACCUCUGGAUCCGGCCGGACCUCUGGAACUGGAGGUACCACUGUAAUGCAACCGAAGACUUGGUCGUGUAACCAAUAGCUAUGGCAGUUUCAAAAACUGUCAGCCUAGAUUUAGCUCAGGUUUUCUUUCUUUUACUUCAUAACAUUACAAAUGGAGAAGUGACAGCUAGUCAGAUGCCACCAGGCGCAUAGAAAGGGCCUCAUUCCCCCAGCUGCCCCUGCCUUCAAAGGUGGCAGCACAGGGCUCUGCCAGAAAAUCUUAACAUGUGGGCAGGCUGCUUUGGGAGAACGUGGCCCCUUCGGAUCUUCCAGAGCUCUAAAGUCAAAAACCAGCGCUGGUUUUGUGCCUGGAAUUAGAGACUGGGAGCCAGUGCAGGCUUUAAAGCCCAAGUGGAAUAUGACAGACCUUGCUGGGUUUGCUUUGGAGUAGAUGCUUCAUAUUCCAGAAAAGACACUUAAGCUGAUAAUGGCGUGAAAGGUUUGAAUGUAACUUCUUUUUGUCUCUCCUUUUUUCUCGUGCAGGUUUUAUCACAGUAUUAUGCAGUGGCAGGUGAUCAUCAUCAUAAGGCUGAAGGAGAAAUUCUGGCCCUGUUCAAUAAGAAAGUCAGCAGCAAUCCUAAAUUUAGAGUUUUAAAGGAAAAGGUUAAGCUUAUAAAAUAG
This is a messenger RNA of Podarcis lilfordi (Lilford's wall lizard), 10799 nucleotides long. Lineage: Eukaryota; Metazoa; Chordata; Lepidosauria; Squamata; Lacertidae. The record is from the annotation of a GenBank genome assembly.